Sapajus apella (tufted capuchin) is the source of this 378-nucleotide messenger RNA. RefSeq lists its product as uncharacterized. The record is from RefSeq and is a predicted model, not a curated record. NCBI's taxonomy places the organism in Eukaryota, Metazoa, Chordata, Mammalia, Primates, Cebidae.
UGCUGCACACUGUUAGCCGUUCUUCUUCCACAGAUCAGCACAAGGGAGAAUAACCUUGUGGAAUGCGUGGUGAGAUGUGUGAAGAGCAUGGCAAUGGAUGCCAACUUUCUUUGUGUUUCUGGCUUUAAGCAUCUCUAUACGUUCAUACUAUCCUACACUCAGCAGCAAUUUGUUACAAGUUUGGCUAAUUCUUCUUACCCUUUUGAAUGCUAGCCCAGUUUCCUGUCACUGCACUAGGUAAGUCUUACUCUUCCAGAAGAGAAAGGGAAAACUGAACCUGAAUGUUCCCUAAAAGUGAAGAACUGUCCACACUUCUACAUAGAAAUUGUAGAUCUUUGGAAUCUACAUUCAAUAUUUGAUACUGUGUGUGACUCCUGA